UGGGGCGGGCCCCGCCCCGGAAGUGCGCGCUGUGGGCGGUGCCGCGCGGACCCGGAAGUGCUUGUGCCGGCCGACGCGGGCUGGAGCGACUGCACUCGUGAGGCGGCCAGGAUGAAGUUCGCUUAUCGGUUUUCAAAUUUGCUGGGUACGGUUUACCGGCGUGGGAACCUAAAUUUUACCUGCGAUGGAAAUUCAGUUAUCAGUCCCGUGGGCAAUAGAGUCACUAUAUUUGACCUUAAAAACAACAAAUCUGACACACUGCCCCUGGCCACUCGGUACAACGUCAAAUGCGUGGGGCUGUCCCCGGAUGGGCGCCUUGCUAUCAUCGUGGAUGAAGGGGGCAAUGCACUGCUGGUCAGCCUGGUCUGCAGGUCUGUGCUGCACCACUUCCACUUCAAGGGAUCUGUGCACAGCGUGUCCUUCUCCCCCGAUGGCAGGAAGUUUGUUGUCACAAAGGGCAACAUUGCCCAGAUGUAUCAUGCCCCCGGGAAGAAGCGGGAGUUCAAUGCCUUCGUUCUGGACAAAACCUGUUUUGGGCCUUAUGAUGAGACCACCUGCAUCGACUGGACGGAUGACUCCAGGUGCUUUGUGGUGGGGAGCAAAGACAUGUCCACCUGGGUGUUCGGAGCGGAGCGCUGGGACAACCUCAUCUACUACGCACUGGGGGGGCAUAAGGAUGCCAUCGUGGCCUGCUUCUUUGAAUCCAGCAGCCUGGACCUGUACUCACUCAGCCAGGACGGAGUGCUGUGCGUGUGGCAGUGCGACACGCUCCCUGAGGGCCUGCGAUUGAAGCCGCCUGCGGGCUGGAAGGCAGACCUGCUGCAGCAGGAGGAGGAGGGGGAGGAGGAGGACCAGGACGGGGACAGAGAAACCACCAUCCGGGGAAAAGCCGCUCCGGCUGAAGAGGAAAAGACAGGAAAAGUGAAGUACUCACGGCUGGCCAAGUAUUUCUUCAAUAAAGAAGGAGAUUUUAACAAUCUAACAGCUGCUGCAUUUCACAAGAAGUCUCAUCUCUUGGUCACUGGCUUUGCUUCUGGAAUCUUCCAUCUUCAUGAGCUGCCGGAAUUCAACCUCAUCCACUCGCUGAGCAUCUCAGAUCAAAGCAUCGCCUCAGUGGCCAUCAACAGCUCUGGGGACUGGAUCGCCUUUGGCUGUUCAGGUCUGGGCCAGCUGCUGGUGUGGGAGUGGCAGAGCGAGUCCUACGUGCUCAAGCAGCAGGGCCACUUCAACAGCAUGGUGGCCCUGGCCUACUCGCCUGACGGACAGUACAUCGUGACCGGCGGGGAUGACGGCAAGGUCAAAGUGUGGAACACCCUCAGUGGCUUCUGCUUCGUCACUUUCACGGAGCACUCCAGCGGGGUGACUGGUGUGACCUUUACUGCCACCGGCUAUGUCGUGGUGACCUCAUCCAUGGACGGGACCGUGCGAGCCUUUGACCUUCACAGGUACCGAAACUUCCGCACCUUCACCUCCCCACGCCCUACCCAGUUCUCCUGUGUGGCGGUGGAUGCGAGUGGGGAGAUCGUCUCCGCGGGGGCGCAAGACUCGUUUGAGAUCUUUGUGUGGUCCAUGCAGACAGGCAGGCUCCUUGAUGUUUUGUCCGGACACGAGGGGCCCAUCAGUGGUCUGUGUUUUAACCCACUGAAGUCCAUCCUGGCCAGUGCCUCCUGGGACAAGACGGUGCGGCUGUGGGACAUGUUUGACAGCUGGAGGACCAAGGAGACACUGGCCCUGACCUCUGACGCCUUGGCUGUGACUUUUCGCCCCGAUGGUGCGGAGCUGGCUGUGGCCACGCUGAACUCACAGAUCACCUUCUGGGACCCCGAGAACGCAGUGCAGAGGGGCUCCAUCGAGGGCAGGCACGACCUGAAGACGGGCAGGAAGGAGCUGGACAAGAUUACAGCCAAGCACUCAGCCAAGGGGAAAGCCUUCAGCACCCUGUGCUACUCCGCAGACGGCCAGAGCAUCCUGGCGGGAGGCAUGUCCAAGUUUGUGUGCAUCUACCACGUCCGCGAGCAGAUUCUCAUGAAGAGGUUCGAGAUCUCUUGUAACCUGUCCCUGGACGCCAUGGAGGAAUUUUUGAACCGAAGAAAAAUGACAGAGUUUGGCAACCUGGCACUAAUUGAUCAAGACGCUGGGCAGGAGGAUGGAGUGGCGAUACCACUGCCAGGCGUCAAGAAAGGUGACAUGAGUUCUCGGCACUUCAAACCCGAGAUCAGGGUGACCUCAGUUCGCUUCUCUCCCACUGGGCGCUGCUGGGCGGCCACCACCACGGAGGGGCUCCUCAUCUACUCCCUGGACACGCGCGUGCUCUUUGACCCAUUCGAGCUGGACACCAGCGUCACCCCCAGGCAGGUGCGCGAGGCGCUGCGCCGGCAGGACUUCACCCGGGCCAUCCUCAUGGCCCUCCGGCUCAACGAGAGCAAGCUGAUGCAGGAGGCCCUGGAGGCGGUGCCCAGGGACGAGAUUGAAGUGGUCAGCUCCUCCCUUCCUGAAUUGUAUGUGGAGAAAGUGCUUGAGUUCUUAGCUUCCUCCUUUGAAGUGUCUCGCCACGUGGAAUUCUACCUUCUCUGGACUCAGAAACUGCUCAUGUUGCAUGGACAGAAGCUGAAGUCCAGAGCCGGGACCCUGCUGCCUGUGAUUCAGUUCCUCCAGAAGAGCAUCCAGCGGCACCUGGACGACCUGUCGAAACUGGCACAUUGCUAUGUAAAGUGAUGGCAUCACUUUUCUGCUUUAUUUCGUUAACUCAGGAAAUUCACUGAUUCAGAGUGCCUUCCUCCCCUCCCGUUCCAAAACACCGCAUUGCUCUGCAAGAGCGGUCUCCUCCUAAGUGUUUGGUGGAACUUGCUGGUGAAGCCAUGUAGACUGGGCCCAGUGGAAGGGCCAGAAGGGAUGGGAUGUUCCAGUUGGGUCCUUGAAGGUCCUUGCUGCCCCGGGCCGGAAGGGGCAGAACCAGAUUGCUGGGGCAGGGAAAAGGGGAAACAAAUAGCUGCUGGGGAGGGACCAGCAUGUCCAGCCCCCGCCGCUUUUCUCAGGAGUCGCAGAGAAGGGGUUGGGUUCAGGACAGACCGAGGCCCGGUCGUUGCCGGCACUGACCCUUCCCUAUGUGUGAUUGACAGCUGUGGCUGGAACCGCUAUAACAUGCAGUACGCACUAGCAGUUUCCCAGCAGCGUGGCACAAAACGCCCCCUGGAGCCACUGGGAAGUGAGGAGGAGGAGGCAGAAGCAUCUGAAGAGGACAGCCUGCAUCUGCUCAGAGGAGCAGGCAGAGACUCGGAAGAAGAGUUGCUGGCCUAGAGCCGGCCAGCUGCAGCACAGAUUGUGCUGGCUAAGACCUGCCAGGGACAUGGGACCAUCAUGCCACCUGGGCCAGCAAAGAGGAGGGGUCCAGAGAGCAGCUGAAAUACUGUCACUGGUGAUAGGGACUUGCUUUUCUGCAACGGAAACAUGAAGCUCAUCAGGACAGCGAGCUGACGGGCCAUACUAGGGGCCGGCAUGCACUGGCACCGGCACCAGGAGCGGGGUUGUGUGAACAGUGAGGAAUUCUGAAAAUGCCUCUCAGAAAGGUCAAUAGCUUCACGUGAACUUUGUAUGAGACUUAUUUAUAUCUCUAAUAUAAAGGUUUGAUAAAGGACUUAGAGAUAAAAAAGAUGGGGUUUUCUAACAUGUGAAGAUUAAGUCUACACUUCAAAUUAAAAAGGCUUAUGUUGAA
Cebus imitator (Panamanian white-faced capuchin) is the source of this 3712-nucleotide messenger RNA. It is a transcript of the gene PWP2, whose product is annotated as PWP2 small subunit processome component. Gene Ontology annotation, cellular component: Pwp2p-containing subcomplex of 90S preribosome; small-subunit processome. The coding region runs from base 112 to 2715 and encodes 867 amino acids. Lineage: Eukaryota; Metazoa; Chordata; Mammalia; Primates; Cebidae. Gene Ontology annotation, molecular function: protein binding. Gene Ontology annotation, biological process: ribosomal small subunit assembly; maturation of SSU-rRNA from tricistronic rRNA transcript (SSU-rRNA, 5.8S rRNA, LSU-rRNA). The transcript has 21 exons. The record is from RefSeq and is a predicted model, not a curated record.